Colletotrichum lupini is the source of this 2340-nucleotide messenger RNA. RefSeq lists its product as uncharacterized. The transcript is spliced from 4 exons. The record is from RefSeq and is a predicted model, not a curated record. Lineage: Eukaryota; Fungi; Ascomycota; Sordariomycetes; Glomerellales; Glomerellaceae. The coding region runs from base 1 to 2340 and encodes 779 amino acids.
AUGGCCGACGGGACAGUAGGCGGUUCCUUUUCCAACAUGGACAAUAGUCUUACUGUUCAACUUGACUUCGAUGGCCUUGGCGAUGUGCAUAGUCUGUUUUCAUCUCCAGCCCCAAGUGGUUUUACAGAUUUGUUUGCUGCUUCAGAUCAUGGUAUCGCGUUCUUCCCCCAAAAUACCCCCGAUGCCGCACCGCAAGUUGUCUUGCCUUCUAUCUCGUGCAAGCAGGUGGUCGUUUCACAAUAUGAUGUGAAUUUGGUGGGUUUGGCUGUGUCGACUGCCAAUGAGCUCUACUAUUUUGAGGGAACCAGGGCCAAGAAAGGCUCAUCCAGUAUCUCUUGGUUGGCGUCUGGCCUGCCCAUACGCGCUGAUGUGCUCGAAAUAUCAACUCAGUACAACGUGGCUUCCGGUUCUACGGAACUCAUCUAUAUCACCAACAGCGAUAAGACUGUCAAACACCUUUACCUCACCCCUCAAUCAUUUCUUUGGCAGGAGCAUAUUAUUGCCGUUCGGCCUGCAGAUGGUCAACCUCCAUCGCUUACUUAUGCCGCGCACGUAACGUCUAUUCACCCAUUCAGCUCUGUUACGGGCAGUUCCCUCGGAGCUGACUACCCUCUGAGUAUUUCCAGUGAGUGGGCUUACGUCACAAUCAACAAGAGCACAUAUACUCUCAACACUGCAGAGCCCAUUUCCGUGGUCACCGACAAUUCAGGUUCCGUCAACAUUGUGCAGCGAAUCAAUGACUCUAUCGCCUGUCCACAUUACACCGUUAUGUUAAGCCAGUUUGGUACCACCGCAUCUGUUUCAGUUGACCCAACACAGCGCAUCUCAACGCAGCUGCCAAAAUACAACACUGCGGCAUCACUUCAGAAUGCAACGACCACUGACGGCAGGCCAGUCAAGUUCCCGGAUACCACCAACUUUGACGCUGCAGCCAGCGUUCUGGAUAAGUUCAAGACUGUACAAAACACAGUCUCCAACACGACAGUCAACGCUUUGGCGGUGAAUAAUUCUACCGAGUCUUUUACUCUAAAGGAAAAUGGAGUGCUCGAGAAGGACGGUGGUAGCUGGGUCACAGACGUCGUUACAGACAUUGAGUCCUUCUUUGGUGAUGUCUGGGAAACCAUAAAGUCAGGUCUGUCGGCGGGGUUCAAAUUUGCAAUGAACGUAUUGAACGGAGCUGUUUCGAUCCUGGUAUCUAUUGCCGGCAAGGUCUUCCGCUUCGUCAUCACCACUAUGGUUGAAGCAAUCCGCUCGUUUGCGGGAUUCUUGAAGUCCGCACUGGGAAUCGACAUUACGGGAUUUCUUGAUUGGCUUGGCUUCAUUUUUGACAUUGACAAGAUAUUGGAAACUCAAGUUACUGUUAAUAAGGCCAUCGGGUCAGGCAUAGACUUCAUUAGCUACAGUGUCGAAGCCUUGCAACCAGUCAUUGUCCAAAUGUUUGACACUAUUAAAUCCCAACUCGAACAGUGGAUACCGGACACGAGAGAAGUACCUCCGAAUACCGGUGAGACGAACUUCUUCACAAAACUGAUUGGUUUCAUCUUCGACAACCCAAUUGUCAAACUGCUUGGCCAGUUCAAUCCUCUCGGCUGGGUCAUGAAACAAGCUGACGAUAUUUUCGGCGACGUGAUCCAACUACCGGAUUUGUCUGGUCUAAUUGGAGUCAUCAUGGCGGCAGUUGGGAAGACCUUUGACGAAGAAGUGACGAAUAUCGUCAAAUUGCUUUCCGAUGUUAUGCAAAAGUUCACGUCGGUCUUCAACGGAAAGACCACUGCGUUCACAGCAAUCGGUCAGCUUCUGGGUGAUGCAUUUUGGACCCUCCUGGACGCUGUCAAGAUUAUUAUUACGAAUGUCGUGGAAGUCAUACCGAGUAUUAUGGCCGAAUUUUGGAAAGUCCUGACCUCGCCCAUAAAGCUACCCAUAAUUUCGACACUUUGGGAAGCAUUCGUCGGCUCUGAUACGCCUUUGAGCUUCCUCAAUGCCUUGACAAUAAUUCCUUCUUGGGUCCUGAACAUCUACUCAGGAACUGUGUUUGGGAAGAUGCCGUUCGACCCAAGCGUAUUUGGAAAUCCGGAUGAGUGGUUCCCUUCGAAAGACCAAGUCAAUACCUGGCUGCGACCCCGUUCUUCCCCUCCAAUGAAAUUCAGGGCCUCGGCCAUGCCAAAGUCCGAGAAUUCAACAAAAUCAGACUCAAACAGUUUACUGUUUGCCAGUCUGAACGAGACAACAACAAAUUCGGAAACUGCAAAUGAGAUCAGUGGAUUUCAGAGAAUGCGGAAGCCAAUGUUAAUCGAAACGCACUUGGACCUCCCGGCACAGAACACGAGUUGCGGGACAUAA